Molecule: messenger RNA, 1673 nt
Organism: Talpa occidentalis (Iberian mole)
Lineage: Eukaryota; Metazoa; Chordata; Mammalia; Eulipotyphla; Talpidae
Gene: ACOT9
Product: acyl-CoA thioesterase 9
Exons: 16
Coding region: 116-1462 (448 amino acids)
Biological process (GO): acyl-CoA metabolic process
Cellular component (GO): mitochondrion
Molecular function (GO): fatty acyl-CoA hydrolase activity
Source: RefSeq, a predicted model, not a curated record
GGUCAGGUCUGCCGCUCGUGCCCGCGUCCCGUCGCGCUCUCCGCCCACCUCCGUCGACCGAGCGGCGCCUGGGGCGCGGGUGUCUCUCUGGUGGCGAGAGCGGUGCCCCAGCGCGAUGAGGCGGGUGGCGCUGAGGUUUUGUACCUCAAGCAAGGGGCAGUUUAUUCCUGCCAGAGGGCUGAAUCGUGGAUCCCAGAAUCCUGAGAAACAAGGAGUGUUGAACCUCCAAGAAGCACGGCCACCUAUACAUGUGAAUCACGUUCGAGAUAAGUUGCGGGAGAUAGUAGGAGCAUCCACAAACUGGAGGGACCAUGUAAAAGCAAUGGAGCAAAGGAAAUUACUUCAUAAUUUGUUGCCUAAAUCACAGAAAGAACUUCCACCUAAGAGAAUGAAAGACAGUUAUGUUGAUGUUCUCUUGCCUUUGGGCAGUGAGCCUAAAUUACGAGAGAAAUAUUUGACGGUUCAAAACACAAUAAGAUUUGGCAGAAUUCUUGAGGAUCUUGACAGCUUAGGAGUUCUUAUUUGCUACAUGCACAACAAAAAUCAAUCAACUGAGAUGUCUCCUUUAUCAAUAGUUACAGCCUUGGUGGACAAGAUUGAUAUGUGUAAGAAGUGCUUAAGCCCAGAACGGGACAUCAAGUUCAGUGGCCAUGUUAGCUGGGUUGGGAAAACAUCCAUGGAAGUGAAGAUGCAGAUGUUUCAGUUACAAGACAAUGACUUUUGUCCAGUUUUGGAUGCAACAUUUGUAAUGGUGGCUCGUGAUUCUGAAAAUAAAGGGCCGGCAUUUGUAAAUCCACUCAUCCUUGAAAGCCCAGAGGAAGAAGAACUUUUUAGACAAGGAGAAUUGAACAAAGGGAGAAGGAUUGCCUUUAGCUCCAUGUCGUUACUGAAAGUGGCUCCCAACGCUGAGGAGAGGACCACCAUACAUGAGAUGUUUCUUAGCACGCUGGAUCCAAAGACUGUAAGUUUUCGAAGUCGAGUUUUGCCCCCUAAAGCAGUGUGGAUGGAGAAAUCAAAACUGAAGGGCUUGGAAAUUUGCCACCCUCAGGAGCGGAACAUUUUCAAUCGGAUCUUUGGUGGUUUCCUUAUGAGGAAAGCUUAUGAACUUGGAUGGGCUACUGCUUGCAACUUUGGUGGUUCCCGACCAUAUGUAGUAGCAGUGGAUGAUAUCAUGUUUCAGAAACCUGUUGAGGUUGGAUCAUUGCUGUUUCUUUCUUCGCAGGUUUGCUUUACUCAGGGCAAUUAUAUUCAAGUCAGAGUUCACAGCGAAGUGGCUUCUCUUCAGGAUAAAGAGCAUAUGACCACCAAUGUCUUCCAUUUCACAUUCAUGUCAGAAAAAGAAGUGCCCUUGGUUUUCCCCAGAACAUAUGGAGAGUCCAUGUUGUAUUUAGAUGGGCAGCGGCAUUUCAACUCCAUGAGUACUCCGGUGGCCUUGAAAAGGGACUACGUUGUGGGGCCCUAGGAAAACCAGGCUUGUUGAAGACUAACUCUCCAAGUGAUGUGUAGUGCCUGACGAAAGCCUACUCGAGUAUAUUGGUUUUAUUUUCAUCUUCCGUAGAGAAGAAGAAUGCAUUCUGCUUUUAGAAUUAUCAGAAAAGCAGAAUGAGGGAGUGACUGGGUGGGGCAGAGGAGGAAAGAAUUAUUAAACAAUAAAUAUUUUCCAGACAGUUUUA